This is a messenger RNA of Saprolegnia parasitica CBS 223.65, 380 nucleotides long. Its product is annotated as ubiquitin-fold modifier-conjugating enzyme 1. Gene Ontology annotation, molecular function: UFM1 conjugating enzyme activity. The record is from RefSeq and is a predicted model, not a curated record. Bases 12 to 368 code for a protein of 118 amino acids. NCBI's taxonomy places the organism in Eukaryota, Oomycota, Saprolegniomycetes, Saprolegniales, Saprolegniaceae. Gene Ontology annotation, cellular component: cytoplasm. The transcript has 6 exons. Gene Ontology annotation, biological process: protein K69-linked ufmylation.
AGUAUGUGCAAAUGAACAAGGCUGCGGACAACGACUGGUUUACGAUCUCGUCCAACGCCAAUGGCACACGCUGGACGGGCACGUGCUGGUCGUUCCACAACGGCCUGCGGUAUGAGUUUGAGAUGGAGUUUGAGAUCCCAGCCACGUACCCUGUGACCAACCCCGAGAUCUGCUUGCCCGAGCUGGAUGGCAAGACGGCCAAGAUGUACCGCGGCGGCAAGAUCUGCCUCACGAUCCACUUUCAGCCGCUCUGGCAGCGCAAUGUACCCCGGUUUGGCAUCGCCCACGCGCUCGCCCUGGGCCUCGCUCCGUGGCUGGCCGCCGAAGUGCCCGACCUCAUUGAGCGGGGCGUGAUCUCGCCCGUCUAGUGCACGAGCCAU